Rhea pennata is the source of this 976-nucleotide messenger RNA. RefSeq names its product GINS complex subunit 1 (gene GINS1). The coding region runs from base 1 to 588 and encodes 195 amino acids. The transcript is spliced from 7 exons. Gene Ontology annotation, biological process: DNA replication; DNA strand elongation involved in mitotic DNA replication. Gene Ontology annotation, cellular component: GINS complex. The record is from RefSeq and is a predicted model, not a curated record. Lineage: Eukaryota; Metazoa; Chordata; Aves; Rheiformes; Rheidae.
AUGGCCGGGGAGCGGGCGGCGGCGCUGGUGCGGGAGCUGCACGGCGCCGCGGGCGGGCACCUGCCGCCCUUCCGGGCGGAGGAGCUGCGGCAGGCGCUGGAGGAGAUGCGGGCGCUGUACGAGCGGAACCAGGCGGACGUGUCCGAAGCGAAGUCAGGGCGGACGGACCUCAUCUUCCUCAUCCGGUUUCGCCACUGCUGCCUGCUCCGAAACCAGCGCUGCGUCGUGGCCUACCUGUAUGACCGGUUGCUGCGGAUCCGAGCCCUCAGGUGGGAGUACGGCAGCGUCCUGCCAAACGCCAUCCAGUUUCACAUGUCAGCUGAGGAAGUGGAGUGGUUCAAUCGGUACAAAAAGUCUCUGGCCACCUACAUGAGGUCAGUAGGAGGAGAGGAGGGGCUGGACCUUACACAGGACCUAAAACCUCCUAAAAGCCUGUACAUCGAAGUGCGGUGUUUAAAAGACUAUGGUGAAUUUGAGAUCGAUGAUGGUACCACCGUCCUGUUGAAGAAGAAUAGCCAGCACUUUUUACCCCGCUGGAAAUGUGAGCAGCUAAUCAGACAAGGAGUCCUGGAGCAUGUCCUGUCGUAAGCAUUCAGGACCGGACCCUUCCCUGGCAGCCUGUCUCCUGCAGAGAUCGAGUGCCGUCGCGUGCAGGACUUCAGCCACGUCAGUGCUCCUGCACAGAGCACCCUGCAGCUCCUCUUAACAGCCUCUGCCACCUGACACGAAGAUCUGCAAGCCGCACUGGCCAGCCCUUCGUGACUGAGGGACGCGCGCUGGUAACGCAGCGAGCCUGGGGCUCCAGCACGGGGCGCAGGGUGUUACCCAGGCCCUGCAGCUACCAAUAGGUUUUGAGGGUGCGUUUCUCUUUGAAGCACUGCUUUAUUCAUGCCGUGCAUCUCCAAACAUGAGACUGGCUGGGCUCUGGAAGCCGGGGAAUGCCGUGGUUGUGAAAUAAAGAACUGCUUCAGCUUCA